Molecule: messenger RNA, 330 nt
Organism: Dermacentor albipictus
Lineage: Eukaryota; Metazoa; Arthropoda; Arachnida; Ixodida; Ixodidae
Biological process (GO): nucleosome assembly
Cellular component (GO): nucleosome
Molecular function (GO): protein heterodimerization activity; DNA binding; structural constituent of chromatin
Source: RefSeq, a predicted model, not a curated record
AUGUCUGGACGUGGCAAGGGCGGCAAGGGGCUCGGCAAGGGUGGCGCGAAGCGUCAUCGUAAGGUGUUGCGUGACAACAUCCAAGGCAUCACCAAGCCUGCCAUCCGUCGCCUCGCUCGCCGUGGUGGUGUCAAGCGUAUCUCCGGCCUGAUCUACGAGGAGACACUCGGUGUGCUCAAGGUGUUCCUCGAGAACGUGAUCCGGGACGCCGUCACCGCGAGCGCUCGUGCAAGUGCCUGGCUGGCCGGCUGCUUCGGGCUCCCGUUUUUCGGCGAAAGGUCAGUAAUUUUUGAUUCCCGGCUUCCAAUUUCUAUCAGGGGUUAUUUUUGA